Messenger RNA from Rana temporaria (common frog), 3868 nucleotides. RefSeq names its product zinc finger protein 850-like. Gene Ontology annotation, biological process: regulation of transcription by RNA polymerase II. Lineage: Eukaryota; Metazoa; Chordata; Amphibia; Anura; Ranidae. The record is from RefSeq and is a predicted model, not a curated record. Gene Ontology annotation, molecular function: RNA polymerase II cis-regulatory region sequence-specific DNA binding; DNA-binding transcription factor activity, RNA polymerase II-specific. The coding region runs from base 1208 to 3784 and encodes 858 amino acids. The transcript is spliced from 3 exons.
CAGCGGAGAAGACCCGGCUCCCGCGGUGGAGCCCGGCAGAAGAGGGAACAGAGAAGACAGUGGAGGAGAAGACUGGGUGGCCCGGCAGAAGAGGUAACAGAGAAGACAGCAGAGGAGAAGACCGGACCCCUUCUGGUGUUUCUUCUGGUUCAGACUGGACCAGGAGCUGGUGUUUCCAUUGGUUCAAUCUGGGCCAAGAACUGGUGAUUACCUUGGUUCAGACUGGGCCAAGAGUUCAUGUUUCUCUUGCCUCAGACUGGGCCAGGAGUUGGUGUUUCCUUGGUUUUUCACCUACAGGGAAAGGUGAAUAGUGAAUCUAGAGGACAUUUGGAGAGCAAAAGAAGAAUCAGACUAAUUGUUCACUAGACAUACAAGGUUCUCCAGCAUGAAGUAACUAUUUACGAUCUCAGCCAUGAGUUGGGCCGUUACUCUCUGUGCCAAUAUAUGGAUUGUUAUGUAUGAACGCCUGAGACAGUUGUAAUAGAGAUCCGUUGAUCUCCUCGGCUUAUAUCAGUAGCUGUCUGUUAAACCGCAAGUUCCUGUUCACGUCUUCACCAGUUCCUGCUUCUUCUGAGAUCCUCGAAUAUUUCCUUAUAAGGUAGUAAAACUGACUUUCCUCUCCAGCAGUCUAUAUAAUGAUUUGUGAGACAGAGAACGGAAGGAGACUACGGACACCGAUGUCUCUCUGGGGUUACUAUUCACAGAAUAAGAUCUUAUAAAACACGUAAAGAAGGUUUUCUGUAAGAUCUGACCUCGGUGUGAGUACUUAGGAGAGACGUGCCGAUCAUUACAGCCGUUGCCUGGAGGGAAAGGAGAGACGUGAGGGUUGGUGGAACCCGGACUGCAGAGUCCUGGAAGCCGGUGCUUGGAUGUAAUGUGUGGAUUGAUGAACUGAGUUUUUGGUCAUCCUUGUCUUAAAAAAUAAGUCAGAUGAGAAACGAGCCAUAGGAGUGUCUUAAGUGACAGAAAGUUAUUCUUGCAAUUUACUGGAAGAUUCACACAGGAUUCAAGACAUAUCAGUGUUUCAAAUGUUGUAAGUGUUUUGGAUCCUCUUCAACAUUGAUCCAUCCUCAGAGGACAACAAGAGAGAAGUCAUUUCAGUGUUCUGGAAGUGACAAUGACUUUACAAUAAAGUCCAACCCAUGUAUACAUAAGAGGAGUCAUUUCAGAAGAUAUUUCUCGUUUGGAAUGUAAUAAAGGUUUUACAAUGGAGGCAAAACGUAUCACACACCAGAAGGUUCACAUUGGAGAGAAGCCAUAUAAAUGUUCUGAAUGUGACAAAACUUUUUCAACCAAGAACAAGCUUAUCAUACACCAGAGGGCUCACACUGGAGAGAAACCUUUUCAGUGUUCUGAAUGUGGCAAAACUUUUACACAGAAGGGUGGCCUUAACACGCACAAGAUGAUUCACACUGGAAAGAGGCCAUAUCAAUGUUCAGAAUGUGACAAAGCUUCUACAUCUAAGUCAUAUCUUAUCAGACACCAGAAGAUUCACACUGGAAAGAAGCCAUAUGAGUGUUCUGAAUGUGACAAAGCUUUUAUAACAAAGAAAGAGCUUAUCACACACCAGAGGGUUCACACUGGAGAGAAGCCAUAUCAGUGUUCAGAAUGUGACAAAGCUUUUACAUCUAAGUCAUAUCUUAUCAGACACCAGAAGAUUCACACUGGGGAGAAGUCAUGUCAGUGUUCAGAAUGUGACAAAGCUUUUAUAACAAAGAAAGAGCUUAUCAGACUCCAGAGGGUUCACACUGGAGAGAAGCCUUAUCAGUGUUCAGAAUGUGACAAAGCUUUUAUAACAAAGAAAGAGCUUAUCACACACCAGAGGGUUCACACUGGAGAGAAGCCGUAUCAGUGUUCUGAAUGUGACAAAGCUUUUAUACAGAAAGAUAAUUUUAUUACACACAAGAUGACUCACACUGGAGAGAAGCCAUAUCAAUGUUCAGAAUGUGACAAAGCUUUUACAUCUAAGUCACAUCUUAUCACACACCAGAAGAUUCACACUGGAGAGAAGCCUUAUCAGUGUUCAGAAUGUGACAAAGCUUUUAUAACAAAGAAAGAGCUUAUUAUACACCAGAGGGUUCACACUGGAGAGAAGCCGUAUCAGUGUUCUGAAUGUAACAAAGCUUAUAAAACAAAGUCACACCUUAUCAGUCACCAGAUGAUUCAUACUGGAAAGAAGCGGUAUGAGUGUUCUGAAUGUAAAAAAGCUUUCGCAGAGAAGAGAGACCUUAUAAGUCACCAGAUGGUUCACACUGGAGAGAGGCCCUAUGAGUGUUCUGAAUGUGACAAAGCUUAUACAGACAAGAAAGGGCUUAACAGACAUCGGAAAAUUCACAUUGAAGAAAAGCCAUAUGAGUGUUCUGAAUGUGACAAAGCUUUUACACAGAAGUCAUGUCUCAUCAGACACCGGAGAAUUCACACUGGAGAGAAGCUGUAUCAGUGUUCUGAAUGUGAUAAAGCUUUUACAGAGAGGGAAACCCUUUUCCGACACACAAGGGUCCACACCAGAGAGAAGCCAUAUAAAUGUUCUGAAUGUGGCAAAGCUUUUGCAUGGAGGUCAUAUCUUAUCACACACCAGAGAAUUCACACUGGAGAGAAGCUGUAUCAGUGUUCAGAAUGUGAUAAAGCUUUUAUAGCGAAGACAAACCUUAUCACACACCAGAGGGUUCACACUGGAGAGAAGCUGUAUCAGUGUUCAGAAUGUGACAAAGCUUUUACGAAUAAUGCAAAACAUAUCACACACCAGAAGGUUCACACUGGAGAGAAGUCAUAUCAGUGUUCUGAAUGUGACAAAGCUUUUACACGUAAGUCAACCCUUAUGACACACCAGAGGAUUCACACUGAAGAGAAACCAUAUCAGUGUUCUGAAUGUGGCAAAGCUUUUACACAGAAGUCAUACCUUAUGACACACCAGAGGAUUCACACUGAAGAAAAACCAUAUCAGUGUUCUGAAUGUGGCAAAGCUUUUACACAGAAGUCAUACCUUAUGACACACCAGAGGAUUCACAAUGGAGAGAAACCAUAUCAGUGUUCUGAAUGUGGCAAAGCUUUUACACAGAAGUCAUACCUUAUGACACACCAGAGGAUUCACACUGAAGAGAAACCAUAUCAGUGUUCUGAAUGUGGCAAAGCUUUUACACAGAAGUCAACCCUUAUGACACACCAGAGGAUUCACACUGAAGAGAAACCAUAUCAGUGUUCUGAAUGUGGCAAAGCUUUUACACAGAAGUCAUACCUUAUGACACACCAGAGGUUUCACAAUGGAGAGAAACCAUAUCAGUGUUCUGAAUGUGGCAAAGCUUUUACACAGAAGUCAACCCUUAUGACACACCAGAGGAUUCACACUGAAGAUAAACCAUAUCAGUGUUCUGAAUGUGGCAAAGCUUUUACACGUAAGGGACACCUUAUGACACACCAGAGGAUUCACACUGAAGAGAAACCAUAUCAGUGUUCUGAAUGUGGCAAAGCUUUUACACGUAUGUCAACCCUUAUGACACACCAGAAGAUUCACACUGGAGAGAAACCAUAUCAGUGUUCUGAAUGUGGCAAAGCUUUUACACAGAAGUCACACCUUAUGACACACCAGAGGAUUCACACUGAAGAUAAACCAUAUCAGUGUUCUGAAUGUGGCAAAGCUUUUACACGUAAGUCACACCUUAUGACACACCAGAGGAUUCACACUGAAGAUAAACCAUAUCAAUGUUCUGAAUGUGGCAAAGCUUUUACACAGACGUCACAUCUUAUCAGACACCAGAGAAUUCACACUGGAGAGAAGCCAUUUUAAUGCUCUGAAUGUGACAAAGCUUUUACAUUAAUGUCGGCAUCAUCUAUCACCAGAGGAUUUACAAACUUCAGCUGCAGAGAGGAA